UUGAAUUAAAUCGUUAAUUCGCUACAAUAUUAGAUAUUUUUACAUUAAAUGCGCAUUAUGUAUAUUUAUUUGCAACAUUGUUUUGAAAGUUCUUAUAUAUGUAUAUGCUUAUUAAAUUAAAAAAAAAAAAUUAUUAAAUGAAAAUUAAAAAUAAGAUAAAACGGAGUAAGAUGCUGAUCUCAUUUACAAUACGAUGGAGUAAGCGUCAAUAUUUACGUGAUCUAUAUAUGAGAAUCUAUACAUAUCUUCGAAUUGGCGGACGGAAAUGGACGUAUAACCAAUGAAUACGAUGUCAGAUUUCGUGCUUACCGCAUGAGUAAAUCAAAAUGGCAGAACAACAACAAACACCUCCUGGUUUCAAACAUAUGUCUUUGGAUAAGAUUAUCGAAGCUAUGACUGCCGAUUUGGAAAGUUCAAGUGGCCAUUAUGUUCAGUUUGGCGUUACUCCGCAGCAAGCGACUUCUCAUAAUUGGGGUGAUUACACAUCUGGACAAACCAGGCAUCAUAUUUCCAAUCAACCAACGCAUCCUAAUUCUUCUGGAAUGCAACCGAUGACUCCAAUGACCACUUCUCUAUAUAUGCGUGAUAUGCCGGGUUACGAAGCCACAACCGCCGAUUCUAUAUAUUUUCCACCACAGACAGUAAAUCACUUAGGUAUCAAUGAGAAUAAUGAUUUAAUUGGUACAAUCGAUGUCGGAGGUGGGAAUUAUAUCAAUGUUAUUUAUGGAAACGCUACUCAGAUUAUGGCCGAGCAAUGUCAGCUCUCAAACAUGACACCAUAUCCUAAUCAAGGUAUUGUUGAUCAGGAAUACGGUCUGUUUAAUGAUCAACAUAUGGCUAUACCAUCUGAAUUACCAAGUCAGAACUUUAAUGGGAAACAGUUAAUCGACAAUUUAGUUGGAAAUUGGGUGCCAAAUCAAUCUGGAACGUAUAGUCCAUUUGGUGGAUCUCCCAAUAUCACACCUGUACCGCAAUCUGUACCAGAUAUAAGAGAAACUGAGGAAUUACCUAGAAAUAUAUCGGAUUCUCAAUAUAAAAAACCAAGAAUGGUAGCAGAAGUGAAACCUAUGCGACCUUCUUAUUCUGAUGUGUUGACAAAAUCUGCUCCAACACCACCAUCUCCAUUAACAGUCCAGCCCACAAAGCCAAAAAUCGAAAUAGCAGGUAAGAAAGUGACUAAUAAAAAUAUGAAAAAUAAGAACAAACCUGCACUAUUGAAGAGACAGAAUUCAUCUGGCAGCGAUGAUCAUAAUUCUCCAAAGAUGCAAAUUCCUAGAAAAGUUUUAGAAAAAAAUUCUUCUAAUCUUCCAAGACGAUGGGUAUCACUGGACAACCUUGGCUCGCCAUCCGAUUCUCGUCAGAUAAAUGCUUUUGACAGAUCCGAUCAAUUUUGUUUGGAAAAAAAGAAAUCUGUCAAACUAUCUAAGAAAGCCGAAAAGAACGAAACUCUUAAUAAUACUAAAAUACAAAACAGUAAUCCCAAAACUUCAGGAAAUAUUCCAAAACGUCCGAUUCAGAUAAACAACAACUUAAACACGAUUAAUACAUCCAGUCAGACAGUAUCAUCUGAAAAAAUUGAAAAGAAUCAACAAGUUAUUAACAAGAUUAGUAAAGAGGAUAAAAAAGUGAUCAAAGAAAAGAAUCCUAAACGUUUUCAAGCCGAGAAGGCUCAGCAGAUUAAAAAGGGGCAAAGAAAUAGAAAAAGAGAAAGUAAAGAAUCUUCUGUUAAGGAUUUGUAUAGAAAUUUAAAUAAAUAUGCAACUCGUUGGAGUAAAGUUGUAUUGAAAAUCUUUUAUUGGUUACUGCAUCUAAUUUCUGAUGUAGUUAGUAUGAGCGCUAACUUGGUUAUUCAGCUUGGUAAAUGCGCUUGGUAUCAUACUAUACUUUAUUUGAAGUACUGGUGGAUAUAUAUGGCUGUGACAUUUUGUAAAAUUCGUAUUUUAAACGCUAUCGGUAAACAAUUAGACAAUUGGCUCGGAAGUAGUAAGUUUGCAUUCUGGCGAAAGAUAAACAAUAAAAAGAAUGAGGAAAAAGAGGACAAUGGCAAUUGGAUUCAUGGUGGUCUAGAAACUAAUAUUGCAUUACCCAGCACUGGUGAGGAAGCUAUGAAGAGAUUAUUAGCAUGCAAGGGAAAAGAUCCUUAUAGCAUACUCGGCGUUACGCCGACGUGUUCGGAUGAUGAUAUUAAAAAAUAUUACAAGAGACAAGCUGUUUUAGUCCAUCCGGAUAAAAAUAAUCAGCCGGGAGCGGAAGAGGCAUUCAAAAUUCUCGUACAUGCCUUUGAUAUAAUUGGAGAACCGGAACGCAGGCAAGCAUUUGAUCAAACCAGACAAGUUGAAGCAGCUUGGGGCGAACUAAGUGAUUUGUUAUCUCAACUCCAUCGAAAAAUGGAGCAGGCAGCAAACACAAUAAGAUGUACGAAUUGUGGUUUGCGACAUAAACGCAUCCCUACACAACGUCCCUGUUAUGCUGCACGGUUUUGUGCUCAAUGCAAGAUACGUCAUAGUGCAAAAGAAGGUGACAUUUGGGCAGAAUCUCGUUUAAUGGGUUUCCUAUGGCACUAUUAUGCGUGCAUGGAAGGGGCAGUAUAUGAUGUGACUGAGUGGGCUGCUUGCCAAGCUGGAAAUCUUAAACAUCUUAGAGCAAACACGCAUAGUGUCCAGUAUAGAAUUGUCUUAGGGCAAAGACUACCAUCUCAAACAUCCAGUAGUGGUAAAAAACGGCAGCAAGAUCCCAAUACAAGCGAAGCAGAUUUUGAAGAUUUUCUAAACAAUCUCUACAAUCAUAGCAAAUCUGCUGGUGCUAAUACAUCGGGGGAUCAAAAUUCUUUUAGAGGAGAUUGCAGACGACGUAAAACUAAGCGUAAGAAGUAAAUAAAUAGCUGGAGCAGUUGAUGGCAAACAACUUCUGAAUAUUUGAUAUUGACCUUGUAUAAUUUACGAAGCGCGCAUUAUAAACAUAUAUUACACGCAAUCAUAAAUUUACGUUAUCCAUAAACAAUUAACUUUAGCGUAUAGAUAUUACGAAUGUUCUCAUGAAAAAUUAAUAUUUGACUGAUAUACAAUAUGAGAUUAUGAAAGGAUUGUGUUCACAAGAAUAUUGUGCGUUUAAACAUCAUUGUGUAUUGUAAUCAUUAUAUGAAUAGAAUUAUCAUUGGCAUAAUUAAGAAGCUCGAAAAGAAUAGAAGAGAUAUCGUAAAUAACGUGAUACGAAGUAAAUGUUUAAUGAGCAAAGUAAUAUUCAGUCCAUAUUUUGCCAGUUUAAAAUAAUAAUGACGCGUUCACUUUCCAUGUUAUAAGAUAAUGCAUAAAAAGAUGCCAAAUAACCAUCAUGGAAAGAAAGCAUUGUGUUGCAAAGUUAUGUCUUAACAUUUGAAAUGUUUUGAUAUAUAUGCAUUUAGACAGCUUAUACAACUAUUUCAUAUAUAAAAAAAUUUUUAUUAUUACGUUCUUCCAGAAUUAAAAGAAAGAUAGUAUAUGAUAUCAUAUUAUAUUACAAAAUAUAUAUUUUGCCUAAUUUCAUUUUCUUUUAACAUUAACUUACUUAUAACUAUUAAUAACAGAAGUAUAUACAUUUAAUAUAAGUCACGAUUUUUAAAAAAAAGUAGCUCACGGUUCAAAUCUAAAAGAUAAUUGGCAAAUAUGAAGAAGACUGAUUUUCUCUCAUCUUUUUUUUGUUACUUAUAUAAGUUAAAUAUAGUUAGAAACAUUUCUGAUGAUAUACUCUGCUAUGUGUGGAAAUAGUUGGAAUUCUUAAGAUAAAAACUAAUGUCCAAAACCCUCUCCUUUAAAAUAUAUAUAUAUAUAUAUAUAUAUAUAUAUAUA
Cataglyphis hispanica is the source of this 3824-nucleotide messenger RNA. Its product is annotated as dnaJ homolog dnj-5. The coding region runs from base 327 to 2873 and encodes 848 amino acids. Gene Ontology annotation, molecular function: dopamine receptor binding. The transcript has 6 exons. Lineage: Eukaryota; Metazoa; Arthropoda; Insecta; Hymenoptera; Formicidae. The record is from RefSeq and is a predicted model, not a curated record.